UGUGUGUUUUUUAUGACCCGCUCCAGAAGCCCACCCCCUGGCAGGGUUCGUCGUGGGGGCAUAAUGUGGGUCCGGGAGGGGGUCUGGGACGUGUAAAAGCCGCUGUGGACAGGAUGUGUCAGUUCGUCUCGACUAACAUCAGGCAGCUUGGAAGUCUUAGUCGCUCUUUUUAAAACACUGGGGUCCUCGCAUCGACCACUUCCAACAUGGAUGACGACUAAUUUUCAAAUAGUUCACAACGUUUUACGACUAAAAAUCAAACGAUGCCUCACAUCUGCAUCCUCCUGCUGGUCGUGUCGGUGGUGGCCGAGCCUCUGAACAGCUUUGAGGGAGGAGAUGAAAAUGAAGUCCUUAAAAACACAGAACCGAACCUCAUGAAGAUUCAGGACCAGUUGACUAAAAACCUCAUUGGAAAUCUCAGUGAGCCUGCAUCAACUCACACACCUACUACAGUGGCUUCUUUCAGUAGGACAGGCGUUAGCCAAGUGUCCACUGCAGCCGCUGUCCAGGCCUCCACUCUUGCUACUCUGUGUCCCGGCAACCAGGUGAGGCUGGAGGGCAGCUUGGAGUGCAGCUGUCCAUCAUCCAACAUGCUGAAAGACGGCGACGUCUGCACCUGCCCCGCUGGCUUCAUUGUGGAGAGAGCAGCAGGAUGUAAAGACAUUGAUGAGUGUGCAGAAGAGGCACCCUGCGGUGCUCACGCCAACUGCACCAACUCCCUCGGCUCAUACUCGUGUAGCUGUCGCCAUGGUUACCUGACGGGCGCUGGAGGGUGCCAGGAUGUAGACGAGUGCGCUCUGGCUGCAGUGACGGGCCUGCAGGCCUGUAAGGGCAAUGCGGAGUGCACAAACACCCUUGGCUCCUUCACUUGCUCCUGCCCUGUGGGAUAUGUCAUGGCUCUGGAUGGACAAAACUGUGAAGACGUGGACGAGUGCAGCUUCGAGGAGCUGUGUCGCCGUGAGCUGGGAAACGUAUGCCUGAACACCCCUGGUAGUUUUGUGUGUCAGUGCCUGCCUGGCUUCACAGCAGAGGCCCCAGUCUGUGUUGGUGCUGUGUGUCCAAACUUCACCGUGUGUCAAGAUGUGAACGAAUGCUCAGAGAGUCCUGCAGUGUGUGAGGGUCAGGGGGUGUGUGAGAACACACACGGGAGCUACAAGUGUGUGUGCCCACCAGGUUACCGUGGAAAUGGCACACACUGUGAAGAUACGAACGAGUGUGCGUCUGGUGAUCAUGGCUGCGAUGUCAACGCUCGGUGUGGUAACAUCAUUGGCUCCUAUUUCUGCCAGUGCUACCAGGGCUUCAAUGGAGAUGGACACACUUGUUUUGAUAUUGACGAGUGUGCUGUGAAUAACGGACACUGCGACCAUAACUGUACCAAUGAACCAGGAGGGUACAGCUGCCAGUGUGCCUCUGGCUAUCAGCUAAGCCUGGAUGGACAUAAAUGCACAGACAUAAACGAGUGUUUGCUCCUGAACGGAAGCUGUGCGCACCUCUGUGUCAACAUUCCGGGAUCUUUCCAGUGCUCCUGCAGGCCGGGCUACCAGCUCCACAUUGAUGGCCACACGUGCGUGGACGUUGACGAAUGUAAACUCCAGAACGGCGGCUGCUCGCACGCCUGCACCAAUUCCCCAGGGGGGCACAGCUGCCACUGCCCUCUUCCUCUGCUGCUAAACACCGACAACCUCACCUGCAGCAACAUUACAUCUUGUAAGCUGAGAAACGGCGGUUGUGAGCACACGUGCAUCACCGGGGCUGAGGGCCGUGUCCAGUGUAGCUGCCAUGCUGGGUGGAAGCUGAGCGAAGACCUGAGGAGCUGCAUGGAUGUGGACGAGUGCGGGGACUUUACAAAUGGAGGCUGUGAGCAGCUCUGUAAGAACCACCCGGGUACAUUCAACUGUACCUGCAAGGAAGGCUAUCAGGUACAAACAGACGACCCUACCAAGUGCCAGCCUGUGUGUGACCCCCCCUGUCGGAACUAUGGAGUGUGCGUGGCGCCAAACAGCUGUGACUGUCCUCCAGGAUACCCUGGCCUUGGCUGCUCAGCCAUGUGCUCCCCACCUUGUGCGCACGGAGGUACAUGUAUGCGCUGGAACAAGUGCUUGUGUCCUCCUGGCUGGACUGGAGAAGGCUGCCAUACAGCUGUGUGCGAGCUGCCGUGUGCUAACAGUGGUCGCUGUGUUGGCCCUGAUACCUGCCAGUGUCCCUCUGAUUACACGGGCCCCCAGUGCCUCCUGCCUUUGUGCACACCUGCCUGUCAAAAUGGCGGUAGAUGUGUAGACGUCAACAAAUGCACGUGUGUCAGCGGAUGGCAUGGAGCUCGUUGCCAGAUAGAGCCUGUUCAGUGUCAGAAACCAUGUCAAAACAGUGGCGUGUGUGAAGGUUUCAACAGGUGUCGCUGUCCCAAAGGGUUCACUGGUAGUCUCUGUGAAACAGCUGUGGCCACCCCCUGUGUGCCUCCCUGCCAGCAUGGCGCCACCUGCAGUCCUCACAACACUUGCACCUGUCCAGAAGGUACAGCGGGCCUGCGCUGCGAGAGACUGACUUGCCCUGUGGUCACCACUGUGGUCAGCAUGGCUCGAGCGGUGAGAAAGGCCUUUAGGGGGAGUUACGUUGAUCGUUGUGGACCCUUGGGGAUCCAGCUUUGCACCAAAUACAGGAUGAACCAAGCACGCGUGUACCUGCAAGCCUACAGGGUGGGCUACAAAAUCCAGUGCCCAGAGAAGCGAGGCAGAUGAAGCGCUGUUCAAUAAACACCCCUUACACAGUAUUUCAAUCGAUGUUGAAGCAGCUUUCAGCGUUGUCAACGGGACAGCAUGUAGCUUCAUCUUUAAAGCCAAAGUGAUGAUGAUCUUUUAUUACUUUUUUUUUUGCAAUAUCAUUCAUUGUUUUUAUAUCUCAACAUAUUUCUAUUAAAAAUAAA
This is a messenger RNA of Dunckerocampus dactyliophorus (ringed pipefish), 2920 nucleotides long. RefSeq names its product neurogenic locus notch homolog protein 1. Bases 264 to 2735 code for a protein of 823 amino acids. Gene Ontology annotation, molecular function: calcium ion binding. The record is from RefSeq and is a predicted model, not a curated record. The transcript is spliced from 24 exons. Lineage: Eukaryota; Metazoa; Chordata; Actinopteri; Syngnathiformes; Syngnathidae.